AUGGAUAAUGUACCAGCACCAUUGAAAUCGAUAUCUCCAUUUUUGAAACAAGCCAAGCAGCUUGAGAAACACGAUGGUGUUAUGGCUUACUAUUGUAGACUGUAUGCUGCUCAGAUGGCUAUGGAGAUUAAGAAGAACUUGGGUCCUUCAGGUAGAGAACUCAGUCCCUUUAUUGUUAGGAUUUUAGAUCAAGCUGAAGCUGACAAGAGUAAACUUGGAGGUCAAUUAGAUGAAGAUGGAAUGGAAAGAGAUUAUGUUGAAGGGUUUGCAAUGAAAGCUUUUAUUCAUGCUGACAAUGAGGAUAGAGCAGGUAGAGCUUCUAGAUCAACGGCAACUACUUACUACUCUGCCUAUUUGUUCUUUGACGUGUUGAAGCAAUUUGGAGAUCAACCAGACGACAUUAAACAAAAGCAAAAGUAUGCUGGAUGGAGAGCAGCCGAAAUCAACACGGCCAUCAAGAAUGGUGUCGAGCCUACUCCACCACCAACCAUUGACUUGACAGAAGAGGAGAAAGAGUUGGAAGCUAUGAAUCAAGCCGAUCAACACAAUGGCGGUGGAGAAUAUUCGCCAAUGAAUGACACUGCCGACAACUACCAAUCCAACAACAACUUGUCCAAUUCAUUCCCAUCAGCACCAAGACAACAAUUUGAUGACGACAGCGGACUUUCGUUCCCAUCUGCUCCAUCCUCUCAACCUCAAUUCCCAUCAUCGUUUGGAAACAACAAUGGACCAUCAUUCCCAUCAUUUGACCAAUCAAACAAGAACAGCAACGGCCCAUCAUUCCCAUCGUUUGACCAAUCAAACAAGAACAGCAACAACAGUGGACCCUCAUUCCCAUCGUUUGAUCAAUCAAACAAGAAUAGUGGACCGACAUUCCCAUCACCACCAUCCUAUGAUCAAUCAAACAAGAGCAACAGCAGUGGACCAUCAUUCCCAUCAUUUGAGCAAUCAUCAUCUAGAAACAAUAGUCCAUCAUUCCCACAAGCUCCCAACAGUCAAUCUUCUUCAUUAAAUAGUAGUGGUGGAAACGUACCAACCUUUCCAUCAGCUCCAAAGAAUCAACAUCAGCAAGAACAACCAUCAUUCCCAUCAUUUGAUCAAUCAAACAAGAAUAGCAAUAGUGGACCAUCAUUCCCAUCAUUUGACCAAUCAAACAAGAACAGCAACAACAGUGGACCAUCAUUCCCAUCGGCUCCAAAGAAUCAACAUCAACAACAACAACCACCUAGCUACCAAGAACAACCACCUAGCUAUCAAGAACAAUCACAACAACGUACUUCUCCAUAUUCUUCACCUCAUAAUUCCAUGAUUGAUGAUUCUCCACCAUCAUACCAACAACAUCAACAAGCCUCCCCACCAGUUUCUCGUGGUCCACACCAUCAAUCUGUAAUCCAUUCUCAAAAUCAACAAAAUCAACAAAACCAACAAAACCAACAACAACAACAUUAUCAACAACAUCAACCACAACAACAACAACAACAACAACAACAACAAUUCCAACAACCACAACAACAACACUAUCAACAACAAUCUCAACCACAACAAUCCCAACAAUAUAGACCACAACAAAAAUCAAACUAUGAACCAACAGAAGAGGACAGGGCAAAUGCACAAAAGUUUUCCAAAUGGAUUACUAGCUCUCUUCAAUUUGAUGAUGUACCAUCGGCACUCAAAAACUUGAAACUUACUUAUAAAUAUUUGACUGGUAUCGACCUUUAG
Molecule: messenger RNA, 1719 nt
Organism: Cavenderia fasciculata
Lineage: Eukaryota; Evosea; Eumycetozoa; Acytosteliales; Cavenderiaceae
Gene: vta1
Exons: 2
Coding region: 1-1719 (572 amino acids)
Biological process (GO): late endosome to vacuole transport via multivesicular body sorting pathway
Cellular component (GO): multivesicular body
Source: RefSeq, a predicted model, not a curated record